This is a messenger RNA of Octopus bimaculoides (California two-spot octopus), 3008 nucleotides long. Its product is annotated as mitochondrial dicarboxylate carrier. The record is from RefSeq and is a predicted model, not a curated record. Gene Ontology annotation, biological process: transmembrane transport. Lineage: Eukaryota; Metazoa; Mollusca; Cephalopoda; Octopoda; Octopodidae.
UUUAUCAUUGCUGAUAAAUAAUAUGCAAUCAAAUUACAAUAAAACACACAUUCAACGCACAUGCAUACUAAUCUGAAUACUUCUUUGUCUUCUUCUAAUUAUUUCCCAUUUAAUUCUGACCUGGAAAAUUAUAAUAAAUUAGUCUACAUGAUUCUUAGCAUUGGUGUAAAAUAAAACUGAAAGCAGGAACAGUUUAAUAAAUGCAUGUAGUCAAGGGAAGCAACUCUAAACGUAUGACUACCACCACGCCAGGACCUGAUUUGUGCGUUGCAACUUUUCUCCCUUGUUUUAAAGAAAACAACAUUUAGUUUCGCGGGUACGAACAGCUGAGAGCAUAUUACACAACAGAAAAAACUAAGACAACUUCUUCAUAACAUCGAAGAGCUGGAGACUGAUAAUAGAGAAACAUGCAAGUUGAUAAAACUAAACGUGUCGGCCGUUGGUAUUUCGGCGGGGUUGCUAGUGCUCUGGCAGCUUGUUGUACCCAUCCACUGGACUUGCUGAAGGUUCAUCUUCAAACACAGCAGAAAGAAAAAGUUCGGACCACAACACUUUUAGCGCGUAUUAUUAAAACUGAUGGCAUUUUGGGUUUUUAUAAUGGUCUAACAGCUUCAUUACUUCGACAGUUGACAUACUCUCUAACAAGAUUUGCUAUCUAUGAUGUUAUGAAAAAGAAUCUAGUGGAGGGCAAUCAAGUUAUGCCUUUCUAUCAGAAAGUGUUGACUGCAGGUCUUUCAGGAGCCAUUGGUGGUGUUGUGGGGACACCUGCUGAUUUAGUCAAUGUCAGGAUGCAAAAUGAUAUAAAAUUACCUCAUGACAAACGAAGGAAUUAUAAACAUGCCAUCGAUGGUCUAUAUCGAGUGGUCCGUGAAGAAGGGCCAGCACGGAUGUUCAAUGGUGCUACCAUGGCCAGCAGCAGAGCAGUUCUUGUGACAAUUGGUCAGCUUGCUUGUUAUGACCAGAUCAAAUCAUCUCUUCUGGGCACAGGUUUCUUCUCAGACAAUCUUGUCACACACUUUUCUUCCAGUAUUAUGGCAGGUACAAUUGCAACUCUUCUCACUAUGCCUCUAGAUGUCAUGAAAACAAGAAUUAUGAAUGCUCCACCUGGAACAUACAAGAACAUUCUAGCCUGUGCUAUUGAGAUUAGCAAAAAUGGUCCAUUAGGUUUUUUUAAAGGUUUCAUACCAGCCUUUGUACGACUUGGUCCACACACUGUUUUCACAUUCAUCUUCCUUGAACAAAUUCGAAUGAAUUUUGGCGAUGAUGUAUAAUACCACUUUGACUUUUAGUGAAUAGAACUCUGUACUUAGGUUUGGUUCCUUGUUUUAGCUUCUUGUAAAAAAAAAUUGAAUAUAUUUGGUGGGUUUAGUAAAUAUUUGGCUCAUUACUAUAAAAAAACUUUUGUAAGAGGAAAUUUUAUUUUAUAACUGAAAUGGUAUUUAUUUUAAAUAAGUGAAAUUUAUAUUAAUUGAUUUCUACUGUUUUAUGAAGUCUACACACUGUCAACUGCUCUUAGGGAGGUAACUUGUAUUCUUUAUUACAAUCAGAGAGAGAGGUGACUUAUUUCUCCUUUGCUGUUACACACUCACAAGUGUCUUAUUCCUUACAUUGCAGAUAACAUUACCGAUAACAUUUUUCACUUUUUCAUGGCUGUCAAAAGUGACUGACAUACUUUACCUUUCUAGUCAAAAGAUAUUGGACUGUUUUAUAAUUGCAGUCACACGUGAGCAACUGUCUGUUUUUACACCAUUGUUAUUACAAUUUUGUGAUAGCAUUUUCCAUCACAGUUACACGCAUAUGACAUGAAUUUAUCUUCCAAUGUAUACAAUCAAAUGUUUUCUAUCAUUCACAAGACAGCUUAUGCAAUUUGAGUAAUGCUUGAAUGCUUGUUUUUGCUAUUGCAAUCAUAUCUGCAUGAUAGUUUUUGCCCUUGCAGUCAUACUUGUAAGAAAUCCUUCACCAUUUCAGUCAGAUUCAUAUGAAGGCUAUUUUCAGCUCAGUUGUACUUGUAUGACAAUCAUUGCCUUCUUUUGCCAUUGCAUCAUAUUUGUAUAAAGGUUGUUAUCACUGUAGUCAUACUUUUAUGACAGCUUUACAAUUUCAGUCAUAAUUGUAUGAAGGCUUUUUUGAUUGCAGUCAUACUUGUAUGAAGGCUUCUUCCAUUGUGGUCCUAUCUGUAUGAAGGCUUUUCCACUGCAGUCAUACUCGUAUGAAGUCUUUCCAUUUAGUCAUACUUGCAUGAAGGCUUUUCGUAUUGCAGCCAUACUUGUAUAAAGGCUUUUUCCAUUGUGCUCAUACUUGUAUAACAUAGCAAAUUGAUACAUUAGGACAUUGAAUAUAAUUCCUCUCAUAUUUGAUGCAUUAUAUUCAGCAGUAUUUGUUCUAACUCUCUGCACUCUGAGUUCAAAUCCAACCAAGGUCAACCUUGCCUUUCAUCCUUUCAGAAUCAAUUAAAAAAGUACCAAUCUAAGGUGAUGGAUUGGCAGAAUUAUUAGAUCAGGCAAGGUGCCUUGCACUACCUAUUUUGGCUCUUAGUGUUCUGACAGCAAUCCUGUGACAACACUAGUGCCAAGCUGUAUCAGCCCAAGUUGGCUUUUCUCUUGGAUAAACACUGGUGGCAUGGAGAGGGGAAACUUACAUGUGUGGACAAUUGCCAGAUUCUUCAAAAUGUCUUACUCAGGCCUGCCCAUUAGUCUGCAUAAUCAUCAUUGUCCAACAUUGUACCACUACCUCUCUUAUACCUUUGUGAAGGUUUUUUUGCAUUGCAGUCAUACUUGUAUGAAGACUUUUAAAAGUGCAGUCAUACUUGUAUGAAGGCAUUUUUCAAUUUAGUCAUACUUAUAUGAAGGCAUCUUCCAUUGCAGUCAUACCAGUAUGAAGGCUUUUUCUAUUGCAGUCAUACUAGUAUAAAGGCUUUUUCUAUUGCAGUCAUACUAAUAUGAAGGCUUUUUCCAUUGCAGUCAUACUAGUAUGAAGGCUUUUUCCAUUGCAGUCGUACUAGUAUGAAG